This is a messenger RNA of Chanos chanos (milkfish), 1404 nucleotides long. It is a transcript of the gene hrh3, whose product is annotated as histamine receptor H3. Bases 1 to 1404 code for a protein of 467 amino acids. Gene Ontology annotation, biological process: G protein-coupled receptor signaling pathway, coupled to cyclic nucleotide second messenger; chemical synaptic transmission; adenylate cyclase-inhibiting G protein-coupled acetylcholine receptor signaling pathway. Gene Ontology annotation, molecular function: G protein-coupled serotonin receptor activity; G protein-coupled acetylcholine receptor activity. The record is from RefSeq and is a predicted model, not a curated record. Lineage: Eukaryota; Metazoa; Chordata; Actinopteri; Gonorynchiformes; Chanidae. Gene Ontology annotation, cellular component: plasma membrane; synapse; dendrite. The transcript is spliced from 3 exons.
AUGCAGUCCUCGUUAUUUGCAAUGGCACACAACUUUGGAACACCAACACCGGUGUCGUCUGCCUGGAAGUCAGUAGAACAGAUUGUGUCAAACUGGUCGACGCAGGAGCGGGGAAACGGCACACAUCUUGGUGAGACGGAGACGUUGGAGAACUGGCGCGCACCGUACGGACAGUUCUCCCGGUCUACCUCAGUGCUUCUGACCGUGCUCAUGACACUGCUGGUCUUCGCCACAGUACUGGGCAACGCACUUGUCAUUUUAGCUUUUGUGGUAGAGAAAAGUUUGCGGACACAAGGCAACUUUUUCUUUCUGAAUUUAGCCAUAGCAGAUUUCUUGGUGGGGGGAUUUUGCAUUCCGGUCUAUAUUCCCUAUAUUUUGACGGGAGAGUGGAGGCUCGGCAGAGGUCUUUGCAAGCUUUGGCUGGUUGUGGACUACAUGUUAUGCACAGCUUCAGUCUUCAACAUCGUUCUCAUUAGCUUCGACCGGUUUCUGUCUGUCACGAGAGCGGUGAGUUACCGCUGCCAAAAGGGUGUGACGCGGGAGGCUGUCCUGAAGAUGCUGAGCGUGUGGCUGGCAGCUUUUCUUCUCUACGGACCGGCUAUAAUCAGCUGGGAACACAUUGCCGGGGGAAGCGUGGUCCCAGAGGGAGAGUGUUACGCCGAGUUCUACUUCAACUGGUACUUUCUAAUGACGGCUUCAACUGUCGAGUUCUUCACGCCGUUCAUCAGCGUAACAUACUUUAACCUCAGUAUCUACAUUAACAUCCGAAAUCGCUGUGAGGUUAGAGAGGAACACCCAACUAGGAGUAGCGAGAUGGAGCCCCUCGGAGCGGGGGAUGUUCAGCGGGUGUUCUUCGUAAGACCUGUGGAUGAAGGAGGGAUUUCACACAUGCCUUCCAGGUCUGGAUGUUGUCGGUUAUCCAGCGCCAAAGUUUCGGCAACAGAAUAUGACAACCGAAGCGGGUUGAAACGUAGAGACAGUGUAACCCCAGAUUUGCCUCCCUUACAUGUUGGAGACAUGGAACAACAUCCAAGUGAGCGUUUUCAUUCAGCUGAGCACUCGUGCGGUCUUCAUCGCAACCGCCCAGAUAUUGGCGCAAGUCUUGCCAGUCGUUUCCGCCUUUCUAGAGACAAGAGGGUAGCCAAGUCGUUGGCGGUUAUAGUUUGCGUGUUCGGUUUGUGUUGGGCCCCUUACACAUUACUGAUGAUAAUCCGGGCGGCAUGUCAUGGACAGUGUGUUCAACACUACCUGUACGAGAUAUCCUUUUGGCUUUUAUGGAUUAAUUCGAGUAUCAAUCCUGUCCUAUAUCCACUCUGUCACACCAGUUUCAGAAGAGCAUUCAGUAAAUUGCUAUGCCCAAGCAAGAUCAAAAUCCAGCCUCAGUAUAUGGAUCAUAAGUACUAA